Molecule: messenger RNA, 1255 nt
Organism: Paramacrobiotus metropolitanus
Lineage: Eukaryota; Metazoa; Tardigrada; Eutardigrada; Parachela; Macrobiotidae
Exons: 3
Coding region: 241-1017 (258 amino acids)
Source: RefSeq, a predicted model, not a curated record
CGUCGUUAUCAGAUCGGUUAUAAUUUUGUAGUUCUGCCAAAUUCCAGCUAUGCAACAGCGGGCAACUUGACGUUCACACGACAGUGUCUGUACUAUGCGGUGUAUACAACAUACCAGCUGUAUGAAGUAUGGUGCAUCGUUUAUAAUAUUAGCACAUUAAAUUCCCGAAGAAAUCCUACUAAAAUCUGUAGUCAUCUUUAAAAUAUAUGAUCAACUUACAAAGUUUGAAAAGCAGCGUCAAUGGCACUUACCGCGGUGUUCAUCAUCUUUUCCGCGGUUUUCCUGAUACUAGACACCGGCAAGGUAGCGGCGCAUAAUCAGACAUGCAGUGCCUCUGCAUUAGACGCCUGCCUCACGGGAGCACCUGCGGCUGACAUUGGAAACCCCGCCGUGACGGCUAUACUGGAGCGAGCUAGGGGCCAUACGUUACCAUACCGUGAAUUCACCCAGCAGGACAUGAAUGCAGUUUGUCGCGUGGCGUCAUUUGCCGGUCCGUGUUUGGAAAACCAUAUUAAAACCUGCUUGUCACCCACCGGAAACGUUAACGGUUCCAACUUCCACCAGUUCUUGAGCGCAUCACGGAAGAUUUUAGCUGAGCUAUGCGCCCGCCCCAAUCUGCUUAACGACGAACAUCAGGGCUCCAAAUGUCUGCACGUAAUGGCUAGAUACGGGAACGAAUCCAGUUGUGAUGAUUAUGCAAAUGCAGAGAAUCCCCUCCAGUGCCACAAUGCGUCAGUAUGGGAUUUUCCACAACAUCAGGUGUACUUUCAGGAGAACGAUGUCCUCGGUCAUCUGUGCUGUUCGUUUAAUAAAGCACAGCAGUGCGCUGCGAAAGGCACUACGACAGAUGACAAAGCCAGCAUGUGUUCGGUGGAUGCGCGGAGGUUGGCUGGGGAGCUGCUUGGGAUAAUGGAGAAAGGGUACAUGUGUGCCGAUCGUGUCAAGUACUGCAGUAUCAUGUCUCAGCGAAUCAGGACCCCAAGCAAUAAUUGUCGGCUACCUGGUGAAUCGCACUAGCCAUAGAAGGUGGGGUCGUGCAAAGGAGAUAUUACAGUAUUUAGAUUUUUUCUUGUGAGAAACAUUGUCUCCAUUAUUGUCUCCUGUCUCCUGUGUGAGAAACACAUGGUCUCCUGUGUGAGAAACAAUGUCUCCUUUACUGUACAAAACUGCUGUGGCUCCUGACAUACUGUUGUGCUGAAACGAAUGAACGCCGCUGUUAUGUUUUCGUAUAGCAGUAAUAAAGCAGCCGCAGGUU